Molecule: messenger RNA, 6664 nt
Organism: Calliphora vicina (urban bluebottle blowfly)
Lineage: Eukaryota; Metazoa; Arthropoda; Insecta; Diptera; Calliphoridae
Gene: sick
Product: sickie
Exons: 12
Coding region: 399-6386 (1995 amino acids)
Biological process (GO): nervous system development; neurogenesis
Molecular function (GO): ATP hydrolysis activity; ATP binding
Source: RefSeq, a predicted model, not a curated record
ACAACGUCAAUUCCUGCCUGAAUGUGCUGCGUUCUCAGACGGUUUCUGGCUUGGAUAACAUAACCACCAACGACAUCUGUUGUGGCCGACUAAAAGCUGUCUUGGCUCUGUUCUUUGCUUUGAGUCGUUUCAAACAGCAGUCGAAACAAAGUAAAUGUAGUAACGCCACUGCCGCUCUCUCAAUAAAAGCCGAAAUACACCAACAACCCAAUUCAACCACCAAAAACUCAGUAGCGGUAAAUAGUUCAGGCACCACAAGUAGUGGGGUUGGUGAGAAACCCAACUCAGCGAAUUCAACCUCCACCAUACAGAAUGCCAAUGUAGUGGUGGGUAGUAAUGCUCAGCAACAGCAGCAGCAACAACAACACGUACAAUCGAUACAAAACGGCAAUGACACAAUGGUGAAUAGACAAAUACCACAAGCAUAUACCAAAGCCAAUGGCACUGCCAUACCACUGCCGGCUACGGUUAUGGUGCAAAGACGUUGUCCCCCGGAUAAAGUUAGACCUCUGCCGCCCACACCAAAUCAUACACCAUCCAUCCCCGGCUUAGGCAAAAGUGGCAGCGAUUUCAAUAGCAGCCGCCCCAAUAGUCCACCCUCCAGCAAUCACAGUGUACAAAGUUUAAAAAGUGGCAAUAAUAAUGGACUACGACCGCCCAGCGUUAAGUCGGGUAUACCGGCACCCGGCACCAACAUCACACCCACCGUCAAUGGCCCACAAAAGCACUCCAUGCUGGAUAAACUCAAGCUGUUCAACAAGGAGAAAUCCUCUCAGCAGCAGCAACAACAAACCACCUUAAAUCAGGCAAACAAAAAUCAAAUGCAAUCGAAAAGAACCUCCUCAUCUUCAGGUUUCUCCUCGGCACGCUCCGAAAGAUCCGAUUCUAGUUUGAGUCUCAACGAUGGCCAUAUAUCGCAAAUCAAACCACCCACUGUAUCGCUAACAUCGGCCAAUAAAAAUCGCCAGGAUGCUAAAGUUAAACAAACGAAUUUGUUAAAGCAGCAAACCAAAAAGGAGCAAGUGAAAAAUUCCAGUAAAUUGGAUAAAAAAGAGAAAAGUCCGGCCAGAUCAUUGCACAAAGAGGACACAGGCAUGGACAGCAGAUCUUCUACUCUCAACAGAAGUAAGAAUUCGCUGUCUAGAACGGGUCUCAGUAAUGAUAAAUCCAAGACCUCUAGUAGAACUUCAUUGAACAAUAAAUCGGACUCUAAAACCUCUUUGAUAAUGCCACCCUCUAAGGCUUUGAACAGUCCCAAUGGCACGGCUUUGCCCAAACCCAUAGCUGCCAUAAAAGGCACCAGUAAACUACAAUCUGUAACUGACAAUAAAAGUCGCUUGAGCAAUUCCAAUUCUUCGCAAGACAUAAUGAUAAAAAGAGAAAAGAGCGACAUAUCAAACGCACAACAGCAACAGCAUCAUCACAUAUCCAAUCAUGCAGCAACUGCAAGCAACCUACAGCAACAACCACUCACACAUAUCGUUAAACCAGUCAACCUGAUGACUGAAACCCAACACAAACCUCCCUACUAUGCCAAUACAACGCAACAGCAACAUCAAACCCAACAAAUGAUGGCCCAGCAACAUGCAUCACCCCUGCAAGAGCCCACCUACAGCAGAUUGCCUCCUCCCAAAACCGGAGGCGGAGGUUUGGGCACACCCUCAUCCGUAAGAAAAUUGGAAUAUAAUUCCGGUCCCGGAGUAUUGCAGCCUCAACAGCAUUCUCCGCUCAGAAGUCUUACAGCACCAGCCACACAUUCCCAACCGGUCACGCCCACCACACAACCGCCCAAUGGGCUCAUUAAUACAGCAGCCAAUAAAUUCCACACCAUACCCUCCAAGAUAGUGGGCACCAUCUACGAGGAAGAUAAACCGGUAAAUGUACAACCCAUGCGUCCUCUUUUGAGGGGCUACAACUCCCAUGUCACUUUGCCCACACGAGGCUCUAGAGGCACCCACCAUUAUGUGGCCGAUUUCUGUGAGAAUGACAUUAAUCAGGGCUAUUGUAGUGAUGGGGACUCUUUGAGAUUUAGCACCUCACGCAUGGGCCAUCAGUCGCCUCUACAGAGUUCGCCACGUUUUCAUGACAUUGAUAAUGGCUAUUUGUCGGAGGGCAGUAGUGGUAUAGGCCUAACCCAGAAUGGCCAUGGCAAACAUUUUCUGAGCAUGAUGCGAGCCAGGACUCAGCUGCCCACAACCAUAGAAGAAAGAAUUCGCAAUAGUCGCGGCAGUUUAGAUAGCAUAGGCACAGCGGCUGCCUCCUCGGCUGCUUCACAGGCCAGUUCCAGCGGAGGCUCUAAUCCCAAAAUGGACAUGACCAAUGGCCUUAAUGGCUCGGGCAAUAACAGCGCCAACAAUAGUCCCCAGCAUCAUCACAGCAGUCCCAGUCAUCAUCGUUCAUCUUCGCGUAAUGGACGCGACAACUGGUCCAAAAUGCCUGAGCCACUUAAUGGCCAGAAAUCAGAGCACAAAGAGAAAUCCUCACCCUCACGCCGCAGCAUAAGUGGUUCGAAUUCCAAGCAGGGUUCUCCCUCCUCCAGUCGCACUAAGGGGGUACCACCCAGUUUUGGUUAUGUGAAACGUUCGAAUGGCUGUAAUACCGCCACAGCUGAGCAACAAAACAUAGCCAUGAUGAUGGCCACCAAUAGUGGUGGCAGUAGUCCACAGAAUGGAAGAACUGCUCAUGUGUCGGCUGUGCCGAGAACCUCGACGGGGGGCCGUAAGGUGCAGGGGGGUACACAGACUUUGCCGCAUGAAGUGACAAAAAUGCCUUCCAAUCCCCAGCAUCGCAGUUAUUCAUUGACGGGACCAGGUGCCACGCAAUUAAGCCAGUGUAUAAGGGAACGUUUGGCUGGUUCGCACAGUCUACCAAAACCGGGUUCAGAUAUGCACAUGUUUCAACAUAGACUAUCCAAUCGCCCUGGCAAAAUGCUGGACGGCUCUUUAUCCGACACCCAAACGUAUGCUGAGGUCAAACCUGAAUACAGCAGUUAUGCCAUGUGGUUAAAGCACAGCAAUACCGCCGGCAGUCGUCUAUCCGAGGGUGACUCUAUGGAGAAUAUGCAAAUUGGUGGUUCGCCCUCCAUGUCACGGCACAAUCAUAAAAUGAUGCAACAUCGUGCUGCUGCAGCGGCCGCCGUGGCUGCUGCCAAUGCAGCGGCUGCCAAUACGAAUAGUAUGGCGGGCUCGGAGUCACCUUAUGUGCAGAGUCCUCGCUUGAAUCGCAGUAAUAGCAUAAGAUCUACAAAAUCUGAAAAAAUGUAUCCUUCUAUGUUGUCCACCAGGGGAGCGGAGGUUGAAAUUGAACCCUAUUACUGUCUGCCAGUGGGUGCUCAACACAAUGGUGUUUUAUCUGCUCAAAUGGCUGCUGCGGCCGCAAAUGCCCAGGCCAACAAUCACAAUCAACAAAACAAUUCCAUAGCCUGGAGUCAGCCCACCUCACCGACACCCAUUACCCGGGGUUUUAGUGGACCCAUGUCACCUACACACGCCAAUACCAUGCCCAGCAUGCAGGGAUUAUCGCAGGGUUCGACGGCCUCGCAUCGGUUAACGUAUCCUAAAAAGAACGAUGAGGUUCAUGGCAGUACUGCUUCUUUAUUGUCGGGUGGCAGUUCUUUAUAUGGUACUUCAGAGGAGAGACAGGCCCAGGAAAUACGCCGUCUUAAACGUGAAUUAAUGGAAGCUCGAGAACAGGUGUUAAGUCUAAGCGGUCAACUGUCAACAAAUGCUCAUGUGGUGGCUGCUUUUGAACAAUCUUUGUCCAACAUGACAUCACGUCUGCAGCACUUGACGGCCACAGCAGAACGUAAGGAUGGCGAACUAACGGAUAUGCGCCAGACUAUAGAGCUAUUGCGCAAACAGUCCAUACAGGCAGGAUUAACUACCGCUCAUAUGCAAAGCAUGGGUGUGCAGACACAAAGUCAAACUCAAAAUGAUUUACUAAGCAAUAAACCACCACCACUGCCACCCUCUUUGGCCGGACAACAUAUGUCAAGGGCUGCCCAACAUCAUCAGCAACAGCAAUUGGGCUCGAAUGGCCAGCCAGGAGCCAUGCAAAGACAUCCCAGUUCGGAUUCUAUGUGUUCAGUCAACUCCAUAGGUUCCAGUUGUUCGACUCAGGAUAAGAAGCAGAAAAAGAAGGGCUGGCUUAGAAGCUCUUUUACCAAAGCCUUUUCGCGUAAUGCCAAAAUAUCCAAAACUAGUCGUCAUGUGGGUCACAAUCACUCGGGUUCACAGGCCAGUGAUAUAGGCAGUCAUGCCUCCGGGCUAAAUCGCAGUAAUGGUCAUGGUGAACCUCCGGGCUUGUCGGCCUUGGCCACACAACCGGCUCCCAACAUGCCAUCCUCACCCACCAAAUCUAGCCCCGCCAAGACCGUUACUCUGAUAGAUAAUGCCAAACCCAUAGAUGCCAUAGAUCAUGAGGAAAAUACCCAUGUGGUUGAAGAUCUUAAGAAACAAUUGAGGGAAAAGGAUUUAGUGCUCACAGAUAUCAGAUUGGAGGCUUUAAGUUCAGCCUCACAAUUGGAGAGUCUCAAGGAGACGGUGAAUAAAAUGAGAGCCGAAAUGAUGUCGCUCAAGCAAAAUAAUGAGAGACUACAGAAAAUGGUAACCAGCAGAUCUUUGGCUGGUUCAGAGGUCUCUUUGGGUAAUGCUAUUAGUCCCAAUGGUUCCAUAGGUGAAUCAAGGCGUUACUCCUUGGCCGAUGGCAACUCUAGGCCACCCAUGGAAUUGCCCAAAAGAUUAGAAGAGGAGGUAGAAGAGGAAAAUAUACCACCUGCCCCAGCACCAGAACCUCCACCACCUCCAAUUUCACCCACCACCCACAUAGACUUGACACCUCCUCCUCCAGCUUUAGAAGCCAUGUCGAGUCCUGCUCACAUACCCAAUACAGCCGAGGAAAUGCAGGAUGUCAGUGAUGGCAAGAAAUUAGCCAUAGCCUGUUAUUUGGGUCAACCCGAGUCGUUUGGUAAAUACUGCGAGGAAAUGCUGGAGAUAGAUGAUUUUUAUGCCAAUAGCUCAAUGAUUGGCAGCACUUUAGAUGAAAAUGGCGAACGUAAAGCAUUCCCCACGGCCAGUCCCAAUGAGUUUGUUAUUGCUUAUACCUAUAUUUCGGGCAAGACAUCUUGGCAAAAUUUGGAUUAUAUAGUACGCAAAACCUUUAAGGAUUAUGUGUCACGCAUAGACCCAGGCACCAAUUUGGGUUUGAAUACAGACUCCAUAACCUCCUAUCAUUUGGGCGAGGCAAAGCGAGGUCCCGAAAUGGGUUUCCCGGAACUUUUGCCCUGUGGCUAUAUAGUGGGCAAUGUGCGUACUUUGUAUAUUUGUUUGCAAGGUGUAGGCAGUUUGGCAUUUGACAGUCUAAUACCCAGGAGUAUAGUGCAUCGUUAUAUUAGUUUGCUAACCGAGCAUCGUAGACUGAUAUUGUGUGGACCCAGUGGUACGGGCAAAUCAUAUUUGGCCAGACGUUUGGCGGAAUUUUUAGUGGCUCGAUCGGGUAGAGGCAAUCCCUCGGAAGCUAUAGCUACAUUUAAUGUGGAUCAUAAAUCCUCCAAGGAGUUAAGACAAUAUUUAGGCCAUAUUGCCGAGCAGGCUGCCAUAGCUAAUGGUGCCUCUGAGUUGCCUUCUGUGAUUAUAUUGGAUAAUUUACAUCAUGCCUCGGCUUUGGGUGAUGUGUUCUCUUGUCUGUUGAGUGCGGGACCAGCAGCUAAGCUGCCCUGCAUUAUAGGCACCAUGUCGCAGGCCACCUGCAAUACCACCAAUUUGCAAUUGCAUCACAAUUUCCGAUGGGUGUUGACUGCCAACCACAUGGAACCGGUUAAGGGAUUCCUGGGACGCUUCUUAAGGAGACGUUUAUUCCAGCUGGAAUUACAAACCCAACAUCCUCAACCCGAAUUGGCUUCAGUUUUGGCCUGGCUGCCUACUGUUUGGCAGCAUAUUAACAGAUUUUUGGAGGCCCACAGUUCUAGUGAUGUGACCAUAGGCCCCCGUUUGUUUUUGGCUUGUCCUUUGGAUUUGAAAGAGUCUCAAGUUUGGUUUACCGAUAUAUGGAACUAUCAUUUGUCUCCAUAUCUAAUAGAGGCGGUAAGAGAGGGAGUACAGCUCUAUGGCAGGCGAGGAGGAGCUUGGAAUGAUCCCUCAGCAUUUAUCAGAAAUUCCUAUCCCUGGCCUUAUGGUCCCGAUUCAGUGCCACCUUUAAGGCAGAUUAAUGCCGAAGAUGUAGGUUUGGAGGGAGUGGCAGCCAGUAAUGGUGAUAAUCAAGAUCCUUUGUUAAACAUGCUAAUGCGUUUACAAGAGGCUGCCAACUAUUCGGAAAAUCAAGAUCAAGAGUCUGACUGUGCCAGUUUAGAUUCAAAUAUUACUCCCGAUUCUUCAGCCGGAGCUGAAUGAGAUUUAAUGAUGGCCGGCACUAAGCAUUGGUUAUAAAAUCUCUAAGGCUACUUGCAAAAUAAAACUAUAGGAAGAGUAAAAAUUAUAAUUAUCACAAAAAAAAAUAUUAAACAAACUCUAUACAGCUUUUCCCCCAAAGUUUAUAUAUCAUAUAUUUAUAUAAUCAUCAAUAAUAACAACUAAUCUUUAUUUAUAUAAACUUUACACAAACCCUAUACAAACUAUAAAUGUAUUAAAUACCAAAAUUUUUGUAUAUUUUAUAUGAGAAAAUCUAAAAA